This is a messenger RNA of Athalia rosae (coleseed sawfly), 1899 nucleotides long. It is a transcript of the gene dnk, whose product is annotated as deoxynucleoside kinase. The record is from RefSeq and is a predicted model, not a curated record. NCBI's taxonomy places the organism in Eukaryota, Metazoa, Arthropoda, Insecta, Hymenoptera, Athaliidae. The coding region runs from base 369 to 1088 and encodes 239 amino acids. Gene Ontology annotation, biological process: nucleobase-containing compound metabolic process. Gene Ontology annotation, molecular function: ATP binding; deoxynucleoside kinase activity. The transcript has 4 exons. Gene Ontology annotation, cellular component: cytoplasm; mitochondrion.
AAAUCCACUGAUACCUAUUUUGUCGAAGAAUCGCGUUUAGAGAGAGAUCGAAGAUACCCCUUCCCUUUCGAUGUAAAAUUUUGCGGGAAUACUAAAGAGGAAGGGAAUAAUCUCCUUGGCGCCAAAGCUUCACAUUUACUUCACCCCACUGAAACUAUACUCAAACCGCCGUUAAAACGAGUGAUCUAAGACUUUCUGAGGAUAAACAAGUUGCUAAAAUCAUAGUGCCCUAUUGAUAGCCCUUGCUGUAACGGUCAACCCCAAAAGUAGUCUUUUUCUUCGGUAAUAACCAAGUAAUCGGGACAUAACCCAGUAGAGUUAUAUCUUCGGUAUAAAAACAAAAAUUAUCAAAAAAGCUUUUCACCAGAAUGGCUACUAUUUCACCGAGCAAAAACAGCAAGCAGCUUUUCACAGUCUGUAUAGAGGGAAACAUUGGCAGUGGUAAAACGACAUUUCUAAAUCAUUUCAAAACAAAUAAAAAUAUGCUAGUCCUCCAAGAACCAGUAGAGCUUUGGCGUGAUGUACAAGGUGUAAAUUUAUUGGAUAAAAUGUACAAGGAUCCAGCCAGAUAUGGGUUUAUCUUCCAAUCGUACGUGCAGCUUACGAUGCUGCAAUUGCAUACACAAAAAACACAUUUGCCUUUCAAAGUGAUGGAGCGGUCCGUGUACAGCGCACGUUGCUUCAUCGAGAAUAUGAAACGUACGAAAACGUUGGAGCAAGUAGAAUUAAGUGUUUUGGAAGAGUGGUACGAUUGGUGUCUCAAUUCUGCUGAUAUUCAAACCGACUUAAUAGUGUACCUCAGGACAUCUCCAGAGGUAGUUUACGAAAGGAUGCGCGCACGUGCUCGUAAAGAGGAGGAUUGCGUGUCACUGGAAUACCUGAAACAGAUCCAUCAGGUUCACGAAGAUUGGCUGUACAAUCGUACGUUACAUUGCUUACCUGCCCCGGUGAUGGUGCUAGAUGCUGACAAAAGCUUGAAUGAGAUGUUAGUUGAAUCUGAGAAGUGUAGGCAUAAGAUAUUUGAAAAUAGAGAAAAAUUGCUCACAGAAAGCAAGGAUAAUUGCAAAAGAAGACUAUGUUGCCACUGAUUUCAACUUAGUGUUCGUUUAAAAUUGAAUUUCCAUUAAUGACUAAUGAUAAUAUUUGAUGAAUUAAAUUGUCCAAAAUAUGUUGUAAAUGCUAGGCAAAUUUAUUUUUAGCUAGAUUAUCAAUAUUUUGAUUUGAGGUACUGAAGGCGCGUCAAAGUUACGUACAUACGUAACUCAGUAGCUAAUCUAAUCUGUAGUAAAGAUCUAUUUUAAAAAAGGACAACCUAGGUAUACUUUUCGUGCACAUACAUCACAGACUGGUAUAACAUACUUCAUUCACGAAGCAGGAUACCGUUUUUUACGUCUUAUUCCUUACAAAGAUGGCUUGAUUGUACAUAUUAACUAAUCGGAAUUAACUUUCAAAUAAGCUGAAUAGCUAGAUGAAACAAUGAAGAAUCUUAGCUCAGGUCAUCUUUGCUCUAUGCAUUUUAAAACUUACUUAAUAAUAAGGAUGCUAGUUCAAUUAUGAUUUCCUUAUUUCCUACAAACUCAAUAUUUUUGAUAUAAGAAUUGACUUCAGUUGAAGACUGUAAUUGACGGAAUAUAUUUGAAUGUCAAUGCUAAACAUAUUUACCUAACCUCAGGACAUAACUCUUCACUGCAGUGCUUUGCAUAUCUGCAUUAUUGUUCAAUUCUAUUGGGUGAAGGGAUAAGACUUCCUCCAUUCGUCGUAUGUUUGGAAUGAGUAGUACUAAGGCAUUUGAAAAAUCGAAUAUAGAUAAUAAUCAAUUGAAUAUUUUAUUAUGCAUACCUAUGUGUUAUAUACAAUUGUAAAAAUUAACACAGCAAUAAAGAGUUCAUAUAUUUAUAA